Molecule: messenger RNA, 3479 nt
Organism: Pristis pectinata (smalltooth sawfish)
Lineage: Eukaryota; Metazoa; Chordata; Chondrichthyes; Rhinopristiformes; Pristidae
Product: ras-related protein Rab-39A-like
Exons: 2
Coding region: 222-863 (213 amino acids)
Biological process (GO): Rab protein signal transduction
Cellular component (GO): Golgi membrane
Molecular function (GO): GTP binding; GTPase activity
Source: RefSeq, a predicted model, not a curated record
UCCGGUACCAGCUACAGAGCUGAGUUUGCAGCAUUGGAGGCUCGACGGGUGGGGGAGCUGAAAAACCGGACUAGAAUUUCUGCUGCAGUAAUAGUUUGUUUUUUUUAUUUGCUGGUUGAUAUUAUUUGGAAAUACAUUUUGGGUGCUUUCGUUUUUAUUUAUUUAAACAAAACAGCAUUUUAGUGAGACCGUGCAAAAAGGAAAAGAGAAAAAGUUAUGUCAUGGAAGCUAUUUGGAUCUAUCAGUUUCGUCUGAUAGUGAUCGGAGACUCGACGGUGGGCAAGUCCUGCCUCCUCCGGAGAUUCACCGACGGCAAAUUCAACGAUGCGUCUGACCCCACGGUCGGCGUGGACUUCUUCGCCCGGUUGGUGGAAAUCGAGCCGGGAAAGAGGAUCAAAUUACAGCUGUGGGACACAGCGGGCCAGGAACGGUUCAGGUCUAUAACUCGAUCCUAUUACCGUAAUUCAGUUGGUGGGCUGCUUGUAUUCGACAUUACAAAUCGCAGGUCUUUUGAACAUGUCCGUGACUGGUUGGAGGAAGCAAAGAUGCAUGUUCAGCCAUUCCAAAUCAUAUUUCUUCUUGUUGGACACAAAUGUGACUUGGCGACCCAACGGAAAGUGUCAAAGGAAGAGGCAGAGAAACUUGCAGCAGUAUCGGGUAUUAAAUAUAUUGAGACCUCUGCAAAAGAUUCUACAAAUGUGGAGGAGUCUUUCACUGUUCUAACCCAGGAGAUAUACGAGCUGCUCAAAAAAGGCAACAUAUCCAUCCAAGAAGGAUGGGAAGGUGUUAAGAGUGGUGUGGUUCCUAAUGUUGUUCAUUCUUCUGAGGAAGCUGUGCAGCCUGGAAGAAGGUGCCUUUGCUAAUUAUUGGGGUUAAAGAACCCUAUAUUCCAAAGAAUUGCUUAAUGUACUUUAGCCAUUUGUGCAAGCUUACAUCAACAAAUUUACUAGGAUUCAUCCUAGACCAAGUAUAGAAUUGAUUAAAUAUAUUUCAUUGGAAAGUAAGUACCCCAAUUUGGCUACAGAGCUUCUCCAACAUGAAAUGUACAUAUUUUAUUUUCAAUAGUUGCUGACUUUAAUAGUAAGAGUGUAUUUUUUUGCACUGUAAAAUCAAGUUUUAUUUUUGGAGUGUUGCCUUACUGUAAGGCCAGCCAAUCUGUGGGGUAGGAUAAGUAAAGAUUUAAUAAAUAUGUAUAUUUGAUAUGAGCCAUUUACCCUAAACAAUGAUUUAAGUAUGGUUUUGCCCAUUUCAGAAAUGUUUGAGUAGUUUCUGGGAAUGUGAGAAGCAGAAAUUCUUAACUUUAAGUUAUUGAUUUUGUUUUUUAGAAGCAGAAUUCUUUUUUGUUCUGUGCAAUUUCUUAAUUCCCCAGCCUUUAAGUAAAGUUUAUGAAUUGUGAUUAUUUGCCAGGAUUUGGAUUGGAGCCUUUGGUGUCAUUUGUAGUUAAUAAAAUGGGAAUGGGUGACAAAUUCAAGAGUUAAAAGGAGGAGCAAAUGAAAACAAUAAAUAAGAAAUAAAUUGUACUAUUAACUGGGGCUUCAAAAGGUUGCACUGUUGUGAGUUGCUGACAACAUUUCUGGUUCAGGCAAGCCAGCAGCUUGGUUGUAUACACAAAGAUGUUGGCCUCUGUUUAGAGCCCUGCACUAGGUUCUUUUGUGGACCAAUAUUGCUUAAUGUUUAGCUUAUAUGGCAAAUUAAUGAAUGUUGGCAUGGCAAUGUGGUUGUUCAGCUUAUUGCUUUUAAUGUUACAGUUUACAGUUACAAACUGCUGCCUUUUUAUCUACUUUUGGAAAGAGGUGAGGCUGCUAUGGCUAUUGAACAAUCCUUCCAAAAUUUGCUUUUGAAAUAGAGAUGAGAAUGGAGAAUGCAGGAUGGUGGGAGCAAGUUAAAACUUGGCUCAACUGUGAGGUUUACAAAGGACUUGAAUAUUACCAGCAAUGGGCAGGUUUAAGAGUCAUCAAGUAAGCUUUUAAUCCUCCAAGAAUAUUGAGAUACCCUGCUGUUGGUCAGGCAACCUUUAUAUGCAUUUGCUCACAUCCUUGCACUUAAUUGUUGGUAAUUACUGCAAACCAAAAAAAUAGAGGCACCUUUUAAACAGUCCAGUGAUGUCUGAAAUGUAUGCAAUAUGCUGAAUUGGCUACUAACCUUUGGCACAUAUGCCUGCUCUUUUUUUCUGAAGUCUAAUGUGAAAUGCAUAUAAGCAAAUGAGUAAGUGAAUUUGCAAGUCUUGUAAAUCAAGUUGUUUGCUUAUCAGUUCUGAUUUAACUAAACCCAGCUGUGCAUUGCAAACCACUAAUUUACACAAAAAAUACACAAGAAUAGAAUUUUCUCAUGUUAAUGACAUGAAAUAUCAGGAUAUUUGUACUCUGCGUCCAAAAUUCAGUAAACCAAAUUUCACUACAUUAUCAUAUUCUGCAUUUAUUACAUAUGACCAAGAAUGGAUUUCUACCCCCAUGAUAUUUUUAAUUUACUCACAUCUUAAACGUGAUGAUUUUAAUAUUUAAAAUGUAGGCUGUGGUGAAAAUCAAAUACCCCAGUUCUCUAAUUGGUCAUUUAUAAUAGUUUUUUUGGCAAGGUGGGUUUUAUUCACCUUGUUAGGCAUCACAGAAAUUAAAAUUUUAAUGUUUUUAAAUCCAUCUCUUUUAGUAUAACGUAAAGGUCUUCACUCACCUAUGUGCUGGAGGUGUGGCUAAUGAUGAUCAUCCUAGCCAAUGAAUAUAUUCAAUAAAACCAAUUUAUAUUUGGCAUCUAAGAACAGAAAAUGCUGGAAAUACUCAAGUCAUGCAGUAUCAUUAAUGUGAGGUGUUAACGCUGUUUCUUCCACAGCUGCUGCCUGACUUGCUGGAUAUUUUGAGCAUUUAUUUCAGAUUUUUCAUUUCUUUAGUAUUAUAUUGAUACAUCUGUUGCAUUGAUAUAUCUCUAGCUAGAGUGAUUGUUAAACAAAAAGUAGCAGAUGAACAUGGCCCAAAUGUUAAACGAAGCCUCUGAUCUUUGAUUUGAACUGAAGUAUUAAUAUUAAAAUACAAACCUAAUUAGAAAUGGAUGUAAUGAUUGCUAGCUAUGUCCAAACAUUUACGCAACUUCCUUUCUGGAAGUUUUACUUUCAUUAUUCUUUUAAUUGUCACACUUUGAUGUAGCAAUCUUUAAUCUUGGCCAAUGGAACUGUUUUCAGUUGAAAAUGAAAAUCAGAAGGUAAAACCUAUGGUCCCUGCUUUUCAGACAUAAACAGUACAAAAACAUUCACCUGAGGCUUGGAAGCUAGUUGUUUAGUCAUCUUGAGGUAAGGUGGAAAUUAUUUGUGUUCAUCUCUACUAUUUUGAAAAGUAGCAAUUUAACACUUAUGAUUAUUUUAGUACAGCAAUUAUUUCAUUCAUCAAUUUCAACAGUUGUACUUAUGAAGAGGCUUAAAAGUAAGGAAUAAAUUAUUGAAUGUCAACAUAUUUAUUUUGUUCUCCAAAAUAAAUAUUGUUUUGAUUAUGUGU